AUGAUUUUCUUAAAUUUCAUUUUGCCAAUUUUACAUGCACAUGUCCUAGAGACGCCUGAAAUAACAGCGGCUUUUUCGAAAAGCAUCGAUGGAAUCUUAGUCGAAACAAACGAGGCCUCACUUUGGAGAAUCGAAACUGGAGAGACAAAUUUUUUGCUUUUUGAUAUCUUCCCUCCAUGCGAAUCACCCGUCAUUAUCUACAAAAUUGGAACCUUGCCGUUAGAAAGAAUCUGCAACGAUGGAACCGAUCAGCUGCCAAUUCAUCUUCCUACAGAACAAGAAGAUCUCUUCGUCAAAUACACCGGCUCUGAAGAUAUCGCGUUCAGAAUCUGCCACUCACAAAAUUGCGGCUCCGACGAGCAGGACAACCAAAUCGAUGAUGUCCAAUCUGUGUCGCUUUGCUCCUCUCCUACUUGCACCACCCAAUACUUUCAGUACUUCAGUUACUGCUCGAGAUAUUGCGCUGCUCCUAAAAGGAUUUGGUGCAAUAAUGCCUGGAGAUAUAGCUACGCUUGCAAAAGAUGGCUUUUCUGCGCUGGAAGGUGGAUUCAUGACACUUCCUGUCCGCAAAUCACUCCAACGACUACAAAAGCUACAACAACCACUACAACUGUUAAACCCACUGCACCGAACGUAUCCAGAUGGCAUCUUUGUAGCACAGGAUAUUACUAUGGCCCCAGCUGCCCAGAGGACGCAGCAGAAACAGCAACUCCAACGACUGUAACGAAAACAACUAAACGAACAACAACCACAAGAAGACCAACAACAACAACGACAACUUUAAAACCAACAACCAGGCCUUCGAUCAUAUAUUGCAAUGGUAUCCCGUUCCGAGGAACUCAGUGUCCAGGAGCUCGACCAACGAUGUCCAUCCCAACAACUACCGAGAGUCAGGCUGACUCGCAAACACUUGAAUGUGGCUUCUCCGCUUUUUCCACCCGGCUGAUCACUGACCGAGAACAUUCGAGCGACACAAAUGAAGACGUCGAAAUUGUCGUUACCGGUCAAACAUUCGCCAACGACACUCGAGAAUUGACCGGUUCACUCGUCGACCUGUCAACUCCGUCGGCCAAUGUCAGUGCCACAAACGUCAUUAACGGCGGCUUUACUGUCACGCAAGAGGGCAAAUAUCCUUGGCUGGUUUCCAUUCGAACUAAACGCGGAUUUCAUUUUUGCGGAGGAGCGAUUCUCAACAAGCACUGGAUUCUAACUGCUGCUCACUGCAAAAUCAAGAAAUCUGAUAAACUGGUAUUCGCAACAUUGAAACGGAAAGGAACGUCAGGAGCAACAAUUCGAGGCGUUGGACAGGUAAAAACUCAUCCAAAAGCUAAGCAAACGAGAUACAACACUUGGAAAUACGACUUCGAACUUGUUCGACUUGAUCAAGCCAUUGAAUUCACCGACUACAUCCGUCCAAUUUGCCUGCCAACGCAAUAUACUCCUGGCCAAAACUGCGUCGUCUCCGGAUGGGGCAGAAUAAGUUCUACUCCAGUCAAAUAUCACGAUUACCUCCAAGAAGCAGAAAUUUCGACGAACAGAAAAAGAGAAUGCGGAGCUUACUCCCCACUUAUCGACGAAUCGAGUUUUUGCGCAGAAGGUCGCGCUUCUGCAUGCAACGGUGAUUCAGGCGGCCCUUUGGUCUGCGAGGACAGUUCUGGACGUGCAUUUGUCACUGGUGUGGCUUCCUGGGCAAGUACCUCUUGUGAUGUUGCAAAGCCAAGCGGUUUUGGAGACGUGGCUGCAGUGCGAAGCUGGAUCGAUGGAAUCAUAUCUAUCAAUGUCUGGGGAGAGAUUUUAGAGUUGGAAGAAGGCAGAAGAACAGGAAUUGUAGAUGGGCGCUAUAAUGGGACUGGUUUCUCACAAGCAGACGCUGGUCUUGGUCAUUUCCUUUCCUCAAAAGCAGCUACUCUCAGUAUCGAAUCGAUCAAUAAUGAACAUAGAUUCACGCUUGAGAUUGAUUUCACCGUCCAUAAUGCUCCUCCAAAUCCGAACUGGCAUGAAGGCAAAUCAUAUGAUCAAUUCGAACUGCGCUCUACUGCCGAAUACGAAGCAAUUCUGCAAUUCAUUCUUUUGGAGCUCUCUUCAUAUCUUGGUGUCACUAGCUCAGAGCUUAACUCAGCUGUAAUUAAAACCGAGCUCGACAUUAAUUUGCCAGGAACGAUGUACAAAGCCGUUGAUGAGUUGCGUCUAAACUUGGAGAACUUGAAUCUCCCGCUUUCAGAUCCUUACUCUUCGUACCAACCCUUCGAUAUUUCCUUUCACGAAAAUGCAGUUUCUUUAACAAUCGAAACGAACGUCCAAAUGACCCUAGAUCAAUAUGCUCUGACUGGAUCAACCACAGAGGACGAAAUAUUAUUACGACACGUCGCAUUAGAGAAGCUUUACCAAAUAUUCUCAGAAUCCCCAAUUCGUGCGCUUGGAAAUAUUAUUUUACAUAUAAUUACAAUCCGACCACUACAACGACGCAAGAGGGAGACAAGUACCAUACCUGGUAUAUAUGAAGUGGAACUUACGGUGGUAUACGAGUCAAUCCAGUACGCCGAGGAUAAUAUCACAGAUAUUGUGCUAGAGGUCUUAGAGAAUUCCGGCUACACAUUUGAUAUCCAGACCACCGAAACCGCAAAAAUGGACCCUUGCCUUCUCGUCACUUGCCCCAACGCAGACUGGACCUGCUCUGAAGGAGCAUGCAUUCGCCAAAAUUUCACCGUCGAAUGCUCUGGGCAGGGCGCAAAGCUUCAAAUGCGCUACGGCCAUAUGUUCGAUCGAACUGAUUAUUUGCCAACGCCUUUUGAUUUUUCAAAUUCAAUUCUUUUCAAUGAUCAAGUGAUUGAAGCUCAGGCUUCUGAGUCUGAAGAUUUUGAUAUCGAGCUAAAUAUUCCAAUGACGGCUUUUGACAUCCAUCAGUCAAACGGUACCAUUACUUACGGAGGCAAAGUUGAGGGUGCUCCAGGGUUAGUAAGAGACCCGACUGGAAUUUUGAACUUGGGAACGGCUCUUUCGUCGCGAUUCAGAUGUGAGUUCCCUGACCAUCUCGCCUUGUCCACAUCAGCAUCAAUGAUUUCGCUCGCCGACGCGGAGACGGAAUGGGUACUCGCGCCGGUUUCUAAUUUAGACGGCGACGACGAAGAAGAUGAAAUUGUUUCCGCGCCAGCCGCUGCUGACUUUGUUCUCGAGUCCUCUGUGGAUCCAGACAAUCCACCGAAGAUCGGCGAACGGAUCACCCUCUUUGUGAUGCCGGAAACUGGCUUUAGCGAGCACGAUCCCAUUGUUUAUUACAUUGAUCAGAUCACAGCAUCAGAUCCUAAUAACAAGUCGACCUCAACCGUCAUCUAUAAAAACCCUUGUGCCUUCAAAUUCCUCUUCAUGGACUUCUCGAAUGCAGCUGAAGCAACCAGUUUGGGAGCAUCACAAUCUUUUUCGCUAAAUACCUUCGUUUUUCCUGGAUCAAGUUCGCUCGAAUUUGAAAUUGAGAUGAAAUUAUGUGUGAUUGAUGAAAAUGGAGAUCCUGUGGCCGAAGGGUGCUUAUUUGAUGAUGAAUGCUCUGAUCCGUAUACGAGACUAUGA
Messenger RNA from Oikopleura dioica, 3564 nucleotides. The record is from the annotation of a GenBank genome assembly. Lineage: Eukaryota; Metazoa; Chordata; Appendicularia; Copelata; Oikopleuridae.